Funneliformis mosseae is the source of this 147-nucleotide messenger RNA. The record is from the annotation of a GenBank genome assembly. Lineage: Eukaryota; Fungi; Glomeromycota; Glomeromycetes; Glomerales; Glomeraceae.
GGAGAUGGUAAAGUUAAAGCUGAAAUAUUAGUUCGAGAGUUAUAUAAUGAUAUAAAACAAGAUCUUUCGCCUAAAAAUAAUGAAAAUUUAUUUAGCAAUCCAUCAUUAUUAGACGAUAGUGAUAUUUUUAAAGCAUUAGAAGGUGAU